This is a messenger RNA of Gekko japonicus, 4323 nucleotides long. RefSeq names its product nidogen 2 (gene NID2). Gene Ontology annotation, biological process: cell-matrix adhesion. The transcript is spliced from 21 exons. The record is from RefSeq and is a predicted model, not a curated record. Bases 9 to 4184 code for a protein of 1391 amino acids. Gene Ontology annotation, molecular function: calcium ion binding. Gene Ontology annotation, cellular component: basement membrane. NCBI's taxonomy places the organism in Eukaryota, Metazoa, Chordata, Lepidosauria, Squamata, Gekkonidae.
GGCGAAGCAUGGCGAGGACGGGGCUGCUCUGCCUGGGCGCCCUGUUGGCGAUGGGCGGGGGCGCCGGCGCCCUGCCGCGCUCGCAGCUGCUGCCCUUCGGGGCGGGGCGCGGCGACCGGGCGCUGCCCGACGGCGACGACGAGAGCUCGGAGGCGCUCAGCCUGGCCGGCCCGCUGCCCUUCUACGAGACCCGCUUGGGCCAGCUCUACGUCGGGACCAACGGGAUAAUUUCCACUCAGGACUUCCCCCGGGAGACUCAAUACGUGGACGAUGAUUUUCCCACGGACUUCCCGGCCAUCGCUCCUUUCCUGGCUGACAUUGACACCGGCGGAGGGAGAGGCAAAAUCUACUACCGCCAGGAUGACUCCCGGGAGGUGCUGGAUCGGGCCGCCCGGCUGAUCUGGGCUGGGUUUCCUGACGCCGCGGGCUUUGUCCCCCACCGCGCAUUCGUGGCUACCUGGGAGGAUGUGGGGGCGUACGAAGAGGUCACCCGGAACUCGGAGCCCUCCGAACAGCGCAACACCUUUCAGGCAGUCUUAGCCUACACCGAUUCGGAUGCCUAUGCCGUCUUCCUUUACCCUGACGACGGGCUCCAGUUCUUUGGGACGCGGCCAAAAGAAUCAUACAACGUCAACCUAGAACUCCCGGCCCGAGUAGGUUUCAGCAGAGGGGAUUUCCAGAGGCGAGAAGGCCCUUACUACAGCGCAACCAGCAGUGAGCAAUCUGUCAAAAACCUCUAUCAGACGAGCAACUCAGGAAUCCCUGGCGUGUGGGUCUUCCAUAUCGGCAGCAGCUCCCAGUUGAAGAACAUUGUUCCAGCAACUGUGGGCCAGAGACCAUCGGCGUCUUUCGAAGGGCGUCUGUCGAGAACCCCGGAGAGCGCCGCCGUCGAUCAAAACGUCCUGGAGGUGGAGUAUCCUGACUCAAACCUCGAUUACGCCGAGUCCUUCUACAACGGAAACGAAGAUGACUUUGAGUACUCGCCCGUGGAGCCCACCGAGCCGGCGCCGGAAACGAGAUCCGGCGAUCCGUCAAACCUCGACGACCGACUCGAUUUUCACGAGCCGAGGCAUUCGGGGGCCAUUCUGGAUUCGGACCUGGAGGCUGCGUUGCUGGACCCGUCGCCCAGCCGCCCGCCUCUGUACUCGGAACUGGAUUCCGAUCUGGUGUUCCCCGAAUUGCCGUUCCUUGAAUUGCCAUCCCCGGCAUCUUCUGUAUCAGAAGGAAAUGAUAGAACCCCGUCGUUACCGUUGGUGUACGAGAGUCCGAUUGAGGCUGUGACUGCUGUUCUGUUGUAUCAUCCGGACCUUCAGGAGACGCCGUCCCCGCCGGAAGAAGACGGUGGCGUCCCUUCAGAAACGGAAGCCCUCCCUGUCUACCCGGAUGGUGAGGUUAUCCUCGAAAGCUUCCCGGACAACGCCCCACCUUUUAACCACCGGAGACGGGUUGUAGGUGUAGAUGAAGACAUCGGUUUUAACCCCGACGUGUUCACGUACAGUGCGGCCAACGUGGAAACCUGCGAGCGUCACCACGGCCACUGCUCCCAGCAUGCCUUCUGCACGGACUACAGCACCGGGUUCUGCUGUCACUGCCAGGCCAAGUUCUACGGGAACGGCAGACACUGCUUACCAGAAGGCGCUGCUCAUCGUCUCAACGGUAAAGUGAGCGGGAAUCUCCUGGCGGGACAGACACCGGUGCGGUUUAGCGACAUCGAUAUGAAUGCCUACAUCGUUGGCAACGAUGGGCGAGCCUAUACCGCCAUCAGCCACAUUCCGCAGCUGGCCGCCCGGGCGCUGAUGCCUUUGGCGGCCAUCGGGGGCCUCUUUGGCUGGCUCUUUGCGCUGGAGAAACCUGGGUAUGAAAACGGCUUCAGUAUCGCUGGUGCUCAAUUCACUCACAAUGUUGAAGCCACGUUCUAUCCGGGAGAGGAAAAGGUUUCUGUCCAGCAGACGGCGGAAGGGCUGGAUGCGGAAAACCACCUCAGCAUUAAGACGGACAUUCAAGGGCGGGUGCCUUCUGUUCCGGAGGAUUCCACCGUCCACAUCAUGCCUUACAAGGAAAUCUACCACUAUUCGGAUUCAGUGGUGACGUCCACCUCUUACCGGGAGUAUUCCCUCACUUCCAGGAGCCUCAAUCAGACCUUUUCCUACCGGCUGGUUCAGAAUAUCACGUACCAGAGCUGCCCGCACGGGCGCCACCGCUGGGUAGUCCCUGCCGCCCAGCAGCUGACGGUAGACCGGAUCUUUGCCCUGUACAACGAGGAGGAGAGGGUGCUGCGUUACGCCGUCACCAACCAGAUCGGGUCCCUAACUCAAGACGAUUCUGCUCCGACCACGUUGAACCCGUGCUACGACGGCACCCACUCGUGCGACACUACGGCACGCUGCCAGGCAGGCUCCGGUCUGGAUUAUACCUGCGAGUGCACCGCCGGUUACUGGGGAGACGGCAAGGAAUGCACAGACAUCAACGAGUGUGCCGAGGGCAUCAGUCGGUGCAGCCGGGAGUCGGUGUGUGUGAAUACCGUGGGCAGCUACCGGUGCGAGUGCCCCAGCGGGUUCCAGCUGGCAGCUGACAGAGCCAGUUGUCUAGCCGUAGCGCCGCCAUCCGAUCCUUGCGCCGAAGGCACCCACACCUGUGCCCCUGUGGAUCGGGCACGCUGCGUGCACCAUGGGGGCGGCUCUUUCAGCUGCAUGUGCCUCCCCGGGUAUGCUGGCGAUGGGCACAACUGCACAGACGUGGACGAGUGCGCGGAAGGGAGGUGCCACCCGGCGGCCGACUGCUUCAAUUCUCCCGGCUCCUUCUCCUGCCGCUGCCGGGACGGCUACGAAGGGGAUGGCUUCCGGUGCUCGCCAGUGACCACGCAGAGACUGACCCGCUGUGAACACGAGAGACUCUACGCCAACCAGCAAGGCUCCCCCAUUCCUGGAGGCCCCCACGUGCCUCAGUGCGACAGCCAGGGGAACUACAGGCCACUGCAGUGCCACGGUAGCACCGGGGAGUGCUGGUGCGUCGACGGAGAUGGCCGAGAAGUCGCUGGCAGCCGGAGACCACCGGGCGCCUCCCCGCCACCUUGCGGGGCUCCAGAGCCCACGCAAAGGCCUCAGACCAUGUGCGAACGCUGGCGGCAAAGCCUUCUGGAGCACUACGGCGGCAGCCCCCGCGACGACCAAUACGUGCCCCAGUGUGACGCUCUGGGCAACUUUAGCCCACUUCAGUGCCACGGGAACAGCGGCUACUGCUGGUGCGUGGACCAGAAGGGCCACGAGGUUCAAGGCACAAGAUCUGAGCCCGGCGUCCCGCCACCAUGCCUGCCGAGCGUCGCCCCUCCGACUGUCCGGCCGUCUCCGCGGCCAGAUGUUGUUCCUCCCUCUGCCGGGACGUUCCUGCUCUAUGCGCAGGGGCAGCAAAUCGGCUAUUUGCCCCUGAACGGCACCAGACUGAACAAGGAAGCCGCUAAGACCCUACUGUCUCUGCAUGGUUCGAUUGUGGUCGGGAUUGACUUUGACUGCCGGGAGAAAAUGCUGUACUGGACGGACGUCGCGGGGAGAACCAUCAGCCGGGCCAGCCUAGAGCCGGGGGCGGAGCCAGAAACCGUGAUCAACACGGGGCUGAUCAGUCCUGAAGGCCUCACCAUCGACCACCUCCGACAAACCAUGUUUUGGACGGACAGUGGCCUGGACAAAAUCGAGAGCGCCAGACUGGACGGCUCGGAGCGCCGCGUUCUCUUCGCCACCGACCUCGUCAACCCUCGCGCCAUCACGGUGGACCCGAUCCGUGGCAAUCUUUACUGGACGGACUGGAACCGCGAAGCCCCAAAGAUCGAGACGUCCACCGUGACAGGAGAGCACAGGCGGAUUCUGGUCAACAAAGACAUCGGGCUGCCCAACGGCUUGACCUUCGACCCCUUUUCCAAACGGAUUUGUUGGGCGGAUGCAGGAACCAAGAAGCUGGAGUGCGCCCUGCCUGAUGGAACAGGAAGACGCACGAUCCAGAGUAACCUCAACUACCCCUUCAGCCUCGUUGGCUACGCCGAUCACUUCUACCACACGGACUGGAGAAGGGACGGCGUCAUAGCGGUGAAUAAAGACAACGGUGCUUUUACGGGUGAAUACCUUCCGGAACAGCGGACGCACCUCUACGGGAUAACGGCAGUCCACCCGUACUGCCCUGGAGGAAGGAAAUAAGCUACCGGGGCACGGAGGGGAGACGUCCCCCUUGCGACCGGCGGAAGGAGAAUCGCGCUUCCUGCUGACCUUGUACAUAAUGUAAAAGAUCCCUCCCCUCCGCUGCAGGAGCGCCCGUGACGCGUAACGGAAGGGGACU